CUCACGGCGCUGCUCACCAUACAGCCCGGAAUGUUACAAUAAGUGCUCUCACCAUUCGAUCUUUGAGCUUCUCCCUCACCAGCUGUGAUCUCGCAGCUUCCAUAAGCAUGGCCAACCCUUCAUCCCGCCAUGUCUCGAUAGCUCCUCUCCUGAAAAAACUUUCCGCACCCUCACCACAAGACAAUAACGUCAACGCCGAAGACAUUGCUCUCGCCUUCUCGCGAACCUUCGAAGACCAACUCAAUGGCACACAACUUUCGGCUCUUCUGACGCUACUCCACUCGACCGGCAAAGAUAGACACCCCGAUGUCAUCGCCCGCUGCGCAGCUAGCAUGCGCGAUGCCGCGGUUCAAGUCAACAAGCCGCAACUCAAGAAGGUGAUUGGCAAGAGGAAGCGCUCCCUGGGUAAAUAUAAUGGCGGACUAUGUGAUAUCGUGGGCACAGGGGGAGACGCACAUUCCACUUUCAACAUCUCUACGACAUCCUCGAUUAUUGCAUCGCCUAUACUCAUGAUGGCCAAGCAUGGCAACCGAGCGCAGACAUCCAUGUCCGGCUCUGCGGACGUCCUUAAUGCUAUCUCUCCUAGACCUCCGAAAAUCGAAGCUCUCCAAGCCGAGAAUCUUCCCGAGGCGUACGAGCAUACAAAUUACACGUUUUUGUACGCACCGAAUUUUCAUCCAGGCAUGAAGUAUGCUGCAACAGUGCGGAGAGAGCUCGGUCUUAGGACGAUUUUCAACUUGAUGGGUCCGCUUGCGAAUCCUGUCGAGGAUCAUAUCGAGGCGAGAGUUGUCGGUGUGGCAUAUCAACAAUUGGGACCCGUGUUUGCGCAGGCGCUCCAGUUUUCGGGCGCGACGAAAGCCAUGGUUGUUUGCGGCCAGGAAGAUCUUGAUGAGGUCAGCUGCGCGGGCAAGACAAACUGCUGGCUGCUUAGGCAAUCAGAGAACCCGAAUUACAGAGGUGACCGGGAUGAAGAUGAUGAAACGAGUGACGACGAACCGCCGCCCAAGUAUGUGGCUAAGAUUGAGACUUUUACUAUCGAGCCAGCGGAUUUUGGGCUUCCGUCGCAUCCACUGUCUGAAGUCGGAGGUGGGAAAUUGCCCAAGCAGAAUGCCUCAGUAUUGAUGAGCAUUCUGCACAACGAGAGACCGCCGGACGAUCCGAUAUUACAUUUCGUCCUAAUGAACGUUGCUGCGCUGUUUGUCGUGAGUGGCGCUUGCGAAGCAGAUACCUGUCCCACAGGCGAAGUCAUCAAGGAGAGAGGCCCAGCUGGCGAGAGGUGGAAAGAGGGCGUGCGGAAAGCAAGGUGGUGCAUAGAGAGUGGAAAGUCCCUGGAAGAGUUUGAAAAGUUCAUAGAGUUCACCAACCGGCUGUAGGCAGACCGAGUCAUUGAAAGUUAUUCCUGC
Molecule: messenger RNA, 1403 nt
Organism: Exophiala xenobiotica
Lineage: Eukaryota; Fungi; Ascomycota; Eurotiomycetes; Chaetothyriales; Herpotrichiellaceae
Product: anthranilate phosphoribosyltransferase
Exons: 1
Coding region: 108-1373 (421 amino acids)
Biological process (GO): L-tryptophan biosynthetic process
Cellular component (GO): cytosol
Molecular function (GO): anthranilate phosphoribosyltransferase activity
Source: RefSeq, a predicted model, not a curated record